Messenger RNA from Papaver somniferum (opium poppy), 1327 nucleotides. RefSeq names its product DUF724 domain-containing protein 6. The transcript is spliced from 3 exons. The coding region runs from base 100 to 1059 and encodes 319 amino acids. The record is from RefSeq and is a predicted model, not a curated record. Lineage: Eukaryota; Viridiplantae; Streptophyta; Magnoliopsida; Ranunculales; Papaveraceae.
ACUCUUUCUUCUUCGGAUCAUUCCUCUCCUCCCGCCAAUAACCCAAAAAAAAAACCCUUUCUCGAAAUCAGUUCUAGGGUUUUAACAAACAGCACAAAAAUGGCAGAAACCCAUUUUGAAAAAGGAGAUGAAGUUGAAGUAUGCUCUAAUGAAGAAGGUUUCAGAGGAGCAUGGUUUAGUGGAAAAGUAGUAAAGGCAGUAAACAAGAACAAAAAGGUUUACAUUGAGUAUGAUAAUCUAGUAGAAGAUGAGAAAACCUCAAAACCCUUGAAAGAAUUCAUUGAUGUAUUUCAUGUUAGACCCAUUCCUCCUCAAGAUUCUGAUUAUGAGAAGAAUAAUCAUAAAAUUAGUGAUUCUGUUGAUGCUUUUUAUGAAGAUGCUUGGUGGGAAGGUGUUGUGACUAAAAUUCUUGAAAAUGGGAAUAAAUUUGUUUUGUAUUUUAGAGAUUCUAAAGAAGAAUUGAAGAUUGACAAAGAUAAACUUAGAGUUCAUAGAGAAUGGGUUCAUGGUUCUUGGGUUCCACCACCCUUGGAUGAGGAACAAUCUCAACAACAGAAGAAGGAACACCCUCAGCGUCAGGAGGAGAUGCAAAAACCUCAACUGCAGGUUAAGGAACAACAACCUCAACAACAGGAGGAGGAGAUUGUGCAGUCAUCUUGGAUUAAGGUGGGAGAUACUGUAGAAGUGACUGGCUUUGCUGGAUCUUGGUUCGAUGGGACUGUCGUGAAAAAGAUUAAUGAGAACAAGUACCUUAUAGAGUAUCUAAAUUUGAAGUCAGAAGAUGAGACAAAGCUCUUGAGAAAAGAAGUAGAGAUCAAGUGUAUCAGGCCUAUCCCUCCUUACAAUCCAAAGCUCGAAAGUUACAGCUUGCUCCAAGAAGUUGAUGCUGAAAUCUCGAAUGGUUGGUGGUGCGGGGUGAUAUCCAAAGUUCUUAGUGACUCAAAGUAUAUUGUCUUCUUCAGGGAAAGCUCAGAAGAGUUGGAGUAUGACCAUUCUCAGUUGAGGCCCCAUCAGGAUUGGGUUGGUGGGAAGUGGGUCAGAGCUUCCAUGGCACCUUAGCUGUCUGUUCACUAGACAAAGUGUACGAAAUCCACCCAGAGUUUUGCAUCAGUUAUUGACGUGUUCCCACCGUAUCUGAAAUACUAAAUUCAUGCGCAAGUCUUCUUCAAGCUAUACACAGUUCUGUUGUGGGUAAAGGAAUUUCAGCGUAACCUUUUGGUAGAUUUUCCUAACUGUUACAAUCUUUGGAAGGAAGACUGCUGUAGUAGUAAAUAACUUCUCUUGUUAAUAUUAAUAUUUUGCUUACUCUGAAAGCUGGGGGUUAUUA